Molecule: messenger RNA, 3048 nt
Organism: Gastrolobium bilobum
Lineage: Eukaryota; Viridiplantae; Streptophyta; Magnoliopsida; Fabales; Fabaceae
Product: probable disease resistance protein At5g66900
Exons: 5
Coding region: 163-2625 (820 amino acids)
Biological process (GO): defense response to fungus
Molecular function (GO): ADP binding
Source: RefSeq, a predicted model, not a curated record
GAAGACCACGGGGGCAGGAAAGUGAGGCUCACAAAAAGUAGGUCGGUCUAUAUAAAAUCGUGGCUUGCAACGUUCGGUUCUUUCAAUUCCAAAUCCUCGGAUCUUUCAUUUCAUUGUGUAAUAUUUCAAUGUUCUGAUAAGAGACACAGAGGUUGUUUACUCAUGGGAGAAAACACUCAACUUGUUGUUCUUACAUCGCAGCUUCAAGAGACCUUCAAAAUAGGUCGUAAGAGCAAAAAGACCAGGCGAAUAUUGAGGUCAACGCUCCAUGAUUUGAAACCUUUGGUCAAGGAGAUCGAGCAAUACAAUGAACACUUGGAUCCACCAAAAGAAGAAAUAAAGAUUCUGAUCCGAGAAAAAAAUGCUGGGGAAGAAGGUGUUGAUCUUCUCUGCAAGAAUCUUUGUUGGGAGAAGCCUCUCUCUUUGUUGGAGAGGCUUUGGCAUAACGUUGAUGAGUCCUAUGUUGCUGCUAAUGACAAGCAAGCUCUUGUCGCAAAGGAUGUUAAGGAGACACUUUACAAGAUGAGAGAAAUCCUUGAGCUUCUUAACAGAGAGAAUUUUGAGCUGAAAUUUAAUGAAUCUGGAGCUCCUUUGAAGCGUCCUUUUGGUAUUCCUGAGAACCCAGAAUUCACUGUUGGCUUGGAUGUGCCGUUGACCAAGUUGAAGAUGGAGGUUCUCAAGGAUGGUGGGUCCACCCUUUUGUUGACUGGUUUAGGAGGAUCAGGGAAAACCACUUUGGCUACAAAGCUUUGUAGGGAUGAACAAGUCAAGGGUAAAUUCAGGGAAAAUAUUUUGUUUUUCACCUUCUCGGAAACGCCCAAGUUGAAGGUUAUUGUAGAGAGACUAUUUGAGCACUGUGGAUUUAAAGUGCCUGAGUUUCAAAGCGAUGAAGAAGCUGUUAAUAGAUUGGAGCUUUUUUUGAGGAAAAUUGAGGGAAGUCCAAUGUUGUUGGUCCUCGAUGAUGUCUGGCCUGGCUCAGAGGCCCUCGUUGAGAAAUUGCAAUUCCAGAUAUCUGAUUAUAAAGUUUUGGUGACUUCAAGGGUUGCAUUUCCUAGAUUUGGCACACCAUGUAUCUUAAAUCCUCUUGUUCAUGAAGAUUCUAUAACACUUUUCCGUCACUAUGCUCUCUUGGAAGAUAACAGUUCAAAUAGUCCUGAUGAAGAUAUUGUCCAAAAGGUUGUGAGAAAUUGCAAGGGUUUACCGCUUGCCAUUAAAGUGAUUGCUAGAUCACUGAGUAAUCGCCCUUAUAAGUUGUGGCAAAAGAUAGCAGAGGAAUUGUCCGAAGGUCAUUCGAUACUCGAUUCUAAUGCUGAAUUACUUUCUUCCCUCCAAAAGAUCUUCGAUGUUUUGGAAGAUAAUCCUGUCACCAAGGAGUGCUUCAUGGACUUGGGGCUAUUUCCUGAAGACCAAAGAAUUCCUGUUAAUGCUCUCAUUGAUAUGUGGGCGGAAUUGUGUGGACUAGAUGAUGAUGGCAGAGAAGCAAUGGCCAUCAUCAACAAAUUAGACUCCAUGAAUCUGGCUAAUGUUUUAAUAGCAAGGAAAAAUGCAAGUGACGCAGACAAUUACUACUACAAUAACCACUUCAUCGUCCUUCAUGAUCUUCUAAGAGAGCUUGCAAUUCAUCAAAGCAGCCAGGGACCAAUUGAACAGAGAAAAAGACUGAUAAUUGAGAUAAAUGAAAACAAACGUGAACGAUGGCUUGCGGAGAAACAGAAAGGCAUGAUAGCCCGCAUAUUGUCAAAAUUUCAUGGAUGUGGUGUUAAACAGAUGCCCCAACAGGUCCCUGCCCGCAUAGUGUCUCUAUCAACUGAUGAAACUUGCACUUCAUAUUUGUCCGACAUGCAAGCAGCUCAAGCCGAGGUUCUUAUUUUAAAUCUUCAAACUAAGCAGUAUACCUUUCCAGAGUUCAUGGAGAAAAUGAGUGAACUAAAAGUUCUUAUCCUCACAAAUUAUGGGUACCAUACUUCUCAACUGAACAAUUUUGAGCAACUCGGCUCUUUAUCAAACCUGAAAAGAAUUAGGCUAGAGCGGAUUUUUGUUCCUUCCUUUGCCACAUUGAAGAAUCUAAAAAAAUUAUCCCUCUACAUGUGUAAUACGAGACAGGCUUUUGAAAAUGGUAUGAUCCUAAUUUCAGAUGCAUUUCCAAAUCUAGUAGAUUUGAACAUUGAUUAUUGCAAAGAUAUGGUGGGAUUGCCUACUGGGCUAUGUGAUAUUACCCCACUAAAGAAACUCAGUAUUACUAAUUGCCACAAGCUCUCUGCGCUGCCAAAAGAUAUUGGAAAGUUGGAGGAUUUGGAACUCCUAAGGCUCAGUUCCUGUACUGAUUUGGUAGGGAUACCUGAUUCUAUUGGAAGUCUUUCAAAUCUACGACUUCUUGACAUCUCAAACUGCAUAAGCCUUUCAAGUUUACCAGAGGACAUUGGUAAUCUGUGUAAUCUAAGAAAUAUCUACAUGACAAGUUGUGCAAGGUGUGAAUUGCCAUUCUCAGUUGCUAAUCUUAAGAAUUUAAAGGUGGUGAUAUGUGACGAAGAGACGGCUACUUCAUGGGAAUCUUUCGAACCUAUGCUUCCCAAUCUGAAGAUAGAGAUUCCUCAAGUUGAUGUCAACUUAAAUUGGCUUCAUUAAAGUGGCUCGUAAAACAUGUUUGUUUAAAUUGUUCUCGGAGCAAAGGUCGUGUGUAUUUUUAUUUUCUAGUAAAAUAAGCAUGUCUAAAGUUUGAAGAAAAAUCCAACUCCUCUUGGCUCUUCUUACCUUUUGUGCAUUGGGGUUUGUCUAUUACCUUUGCCCGUUAUCUUGUUCCUAAGACAUUUGUAAAUUGCUCUUAGGAACAAGAGCAAUUUGUAAAUUGUUAUCUUGUUCCUAAGGCAUUUGUAAAUUGCUCUAGUAGUAUUUACAUGUUUCUUAUGAAUACUUUGUCGCUUUAAGAAGGUAGGAGAUUUCAUAUAUGCUGUGUGUAAUGUAAUGGGUGGACACGCGUAGUCUGAUGUUGCCAACAACAUCAAUUUGUAUUUUUUUUCUGUUAUGAAGUUUUUUUAAUAAAAUAUGAUU